Molecule: messenger RNA, 2856 nt
Organism: Vanrija pseudolonga
Lineage: Eukaryota; Fungi; Basidiomycota; Tremellomycetes; Trichosporonales; Trichosporonaceae
Exons: 1
Coding region: 1-2856 (951 amino acids)
Biological process (GO): purine nucleobase catabolic process
Cellular component (GO): cytoplasm
Molecular function (GO): allantoinase activity
Source: RefSeq, a predicted model, not a curated record
AUGAGUCCGCACGCACAACUCGUGCAUCGGCGCGCUGUGGACGUCGAGAAGAACGCCCAAGUCAGCGAUGACUUGGCCGAAGACGACAAGCAGCGCCGCCGCAAGUCCCCUAGCCUGUUCCGCGUGCUGGCCGCACUCGCGCUUGUCGGCGUCACAGCCUUCUACUACACGGCCAGCCGCGCGUGGCCGUGGGAUCCCCAGCCGCCGAGUGACCUCCCGCCGUUCAUCCGCGAGGGCAUCAAGCAGUGCGAGAUUAUCGGCCGCCCGCCGCCCAACCCGGCGCCAGCGACGCGCGAGCGCACCACCUCGGACCGCUUCGUCCCCGGCACGGGUGCGGUGUGGCUGAAGAACGCGACCGUGUGGACGGGCAACAACAAGGGUCACGAGGUGCUCUAUGAAGUGGAUGUGCUCCUUGACGGUGGUGUGAUUCGCCGCAUUGGAUCGAGCGAGGACGUGCGCGACGAGGCCAUCGACGCAGACGAGGUCGAUCUCAACGGCGCGUGGCUCACCCCCGGCCUCGUGGACGUACACUCGCACAUUGGCGUAGAGGCAGCUCCUGCCCUCAAUGGUGGUCAGGAUGGAAACAGCAUCAAGGGCUCUGUCCGCCCGUUCCUCCGCUCCCUCGACGGUUUCAACACGCACGACGCGUCGUUCAACCUCUCCAUCGCGGGAGGCAUCACGACCAUGCUUGUGCUCCCCGGGUCCGCUGGCAACAUUGGAGGGCAAGCGUUCACAUUCAAGCCUCGCUGGACGGCUGAAAACACGCCUGCGAGCAUGCAGGUCGAGCCACCGUUCCGCAUCGAAAACGGCAGCUGGGAGCGUACCCGCGCUUGGCGGCACAUCAAGCACGCGUGUGGUGAGAACCCGGCGCGAGUGUACGGCAAUGUUCGAAUGGAGUCGGCUUACGCCUUCCGUGAGGCAUACACGAAUGGCAAGGCGCUCAAGGAUAUCCAGGACGCGUGGUGCGAGGACCCGCGCGCGCAGUCCACCCCGUUCCCCCAGGACCUGGAGUGGGAGGCGCUCGCCGACGUACUCCGUGGCAACGUCAAGGUCAACGUGCACUGCUACGAGACGGUGGAUAUUGACGACUUUGUGCGCAUCACCAACGAGUUUCAGUUCCCCGUCGCGGCGUUCCACCACGCGCACGAGGCAUACCUCGUCCCAGGGGUCAUCAAGCAGGCGUACGGGCCCGAGCCGCCCGCCGUGGCCAUCUUUGCAAACUUUGCGCGGUACAAGCGCGAGGCGUACCGCCUGAGCCCGUACGCUGCCAAGGUGCUCAACGACGCGGGGAUCAAGGUGUCCUUCAAGAGCGACCACCCCGCCAUUGACAGCCGGUAUCUUGUCUUCGAGGCGCAGCAAGGGCACGCUUUCGGACUGCCCUGGGCCGAGGCGCUCGCGUCUGUCACGACCGUGUCGGCGCACACUGCGGGACUGGACCACCGCCUCGGGUACGUGCGUGAGGGCUACGACGCGGAUGUGGUCGUGUGGGACAGCUUCCCGCUCGCGCUGGGAGCGACGCCGAAGCAGACGUACAUCGACGGCAUUCCGCAGCUUGUCUCGCCCCACGUCGGUAACAAGCCGGCUGAGGCGCAGGAGAUCACCACCCACGGCGACUAUGCCAAGGAGGCUGCAGCUGACGUCGUGUCCCGCGGCGACCCCGACCUCCGACCUCGCAAGCAGGCUUCCAAGGUCGUCUUUGAGCACGUCAAGGAAGUGUACCUCGGCGAGCCGUUCGUCAACACCAUCAACCCCGGUCGCGUUGUUGUCAGUGAUGGGGAGGUGGUCUGCAUUGGACGAGAGUGCGUUGUCGCCGAGGACGCAGCCCAUGUCGAUCUCAAGAAUGGCACUGUGACGCGCGGUCUCAUCACUGCCGGCUCGCGACUCGGCCAUGAGGAGAUCGACAUGGAGGCGAGCACGGGCGACGGGCUUGUAUACGACGCGCUUGCCGUCAACUCGGACCUCCUCUCCGGUGUGCUAGUCCACGGCGUGGAUGGCGCGCAAUUCGGCACCAAGGGUGCUCUCAUGGCGUACCGUGAGGGCAUCACCACGGGCGUCAGCUGGCCCGGGGCGCUCGGCCCGGCGCGCUUCAUUGCCGGCGUGUCCUUCUCCUUCUCCACCUCGGCGCCGCACCCGCUCGCUCCCGGCGCGAUCGGCACAGCACGCGCAGCGCUUCACCUCAACCUCGACGACGAAGGCGCAGACAACAACCCGAGCAUCAGCACCAAGCUGUCCGUCCUCCGCCGGCUUCUUCGUCAGAAGAGCGUCGUGGAGGACAACGAGCUGGGUCAAGCGUUCGUGGACGCAGCGGAGGGCAAGCUGCGCCUAGUCGUGAACGCCAACUCGGCCGACCACAUUGGCGCGCUGGUCCGCAUCAAGCGCGACGUCGCGCCAGCGCUCAAGCUCACGAUUUUCGGCGGCGCCGAGGCGUACAUGCUCGCUGACGAGCUUGCGCGCAACCACAUUGGCGUAGUCGUCGCGCCUGGCCGCGCCUUCCCGUACGAGUGGACGUCGCGCCGCUUCCUCCCCGGCCCGCCGCUCUCAAACCUCACCCUCCCCGCCCUUUUGCACAAGCACGGCGUCAAGGUCGGCCUCGGGCUGGCGGGCAUCGUCGCGAGCUCGAGCACGCGCCUGACGCGCUUCGAAGCGGCGUGGGCUUAUGCCAACGCCCCGCACGUCUUCUCCAAGCGCGACGCCAUCGCGCUCGUCACUACCAACCUGGAGGAGCUUUUGGGUCUCAACGACGGUGCCGAGGUCGCGAGCUCGGGCAUUGUAGCGUACGAGGGCGACUUCUUCUCGCUUCAUGCGCGUGUGCGCGGCGUCGUGGGGCCCGGCGGUGGGGCCAUGCACCUUCUGUAG